AUGGGUCUGAUAAAUGCAGAUGCCAUCCGGCGAAAGCGCAAAGCUGUUAAUUGCGAGGAAUGCCGACGCUCUAAGUUGCAGUGCGAUCGUCAACACCCUUGUGGUGCAUGCAAGCGUUGCAAGCGCGAAUCCACUUGCUCAUAUGAGGCCCCUUCUGAUUCACCUGUAUCAAGUAAAAUUCGCAGGUAUCCCAUGACCACUUCGGCGUCAUCUGCGUUGAGUGGCGGAGCAGGAUCUUCGACUGCACCGACACGAAAAGGUGCCAUCUCUUCAACUUCGGAGUCCGAACAGACUAUAUCUGAACGCCCUGUGCCAGAGGAGGAUGUUAAUGACACACUAUCACCCCUUUCUAUAAGUCCUCGCAUCCCUCUCCAGGAAAUGAUCGACUCGCUUCCGCCGAAGUCCUGUUGCGACUAUCUCGUUUCACAUUUGUUCAAACAUAUAUCCGCCCUGUUCCCCAUUCUGCAUGGUUCAACUUUCCAAAAACAGUAUACGACAUUCAUGCAGCGCCCUCAAGAUGUCGACUUGCCUUGGCUAGCUUUGCUUUUCGCUUUAUGUUCCUUGUCUCUGAACACUCUAGAUGGAAGUGACCCCAGGCUAACGUGCGUCUGGUCUCAGCUGCCUUCAAAUCUAAUGCAACCUACAAGCACGGUUUAUAUCACGGUUUUUGUGUCUCGCCGUCUACUUCGGACUGCAAUGACCUGUCUUCUGCAUGGUGAUAUUUUGAUCCGGCACACAUUCAGCACCUUCGAGGCUCUAUUGAUGUCCCUGUUAGGAAUGGCGUUGAAUAUUGGCAUUGCGUUACGUUGCAAUGUAGAACAGAAGAACCUGGGCACCAUCGAGACCGUAAGACAGCGACGCUGUUGGGCUGAUCUUGUGACGUUGCACACGUAUCAGGGAAUGCUUUUCCGGGACUUCGAUAUGCCGUACCUUCUUAGCAUUCAAGUUCCUCAACUUGCCGAUGUUAAUGAUGUUGAUAUUACCAACGAAGGCAUUGUGCAGCAGUCUUGUAGCGAGCCCACACAGAUGUCCGUCAUGAUGGCGAAGCUUCGACUGUUCCGGCUUUCCACUCCGAUCUGCCAUCAUACCUCAGGACCUUCAUGUCUCGACCAGCAGGCCUUACCGGAAGAUCAAAAGCAGUGGGACGCGGCCUAUCUGGUUGAUGGCUCACCCAAUAUCUUGGAUUCUAAUCGCUAUGCUUAUUGGUGCGUCUUGCAGACGUACGCGCAUCAUCUCUAUCCUCUGCUACACCAGCCGUUUCACCAUUCCAAAGCAGAAAGGUGUAUUAGCUCUAGCGCAGCUCUGAUUUCCCUUCUCAGACAACUCUACGAAGCUCCAAUGCUUCGAAACUACUUCUGGUUGCUGAGUGGGUGUCUCCACGAUGACACGGAACAUAACUUGGAAGCUUUUCGAAAGGAGAUUGCAAGCUUGAUUGCCCGCAUGAAAGAUCUCCCAGGCCGAAGUCAUAUCUGUCUCAGAGCGUAUCGCAUACUCCGCCAUUUACACUCGGAGACCCCGUUCGAGAAUCUAUAUGAAGAUUUGACAGAUAUCCGAGAAUGGAUGGACCUGGAUCUGAUCGAUUGGAAUUUUGAUGGACAAUUCAGUGUCUUUGCGCCAUGA
Molecule: messenger RNA, 1620 nt
Organism: Aspergillus vadensis CBS 113365
Lineage: Eukaryota; Fungi; Ascomycota; Eurotiomycetes; Eurotiales; Aspergillaceae
Exons: 9
Coding region: 1-1620 (539 amino acids)
Biological process (GO): regulation of DNA-templated transcription
Cellular component (GO): nucleus
Molecular function (GO): DNA-binding transcription factor activity, RNA polymerase II-specific; zinc ion binding
Source: RefSeq, a predicted model, not a curated record